AUGGGGCCCCUCGGGAAUGGGGGCGAUCGUUUGUCACUGCCACUGCGACAGAAGGCGGAUGGGAGAGAAAAUGCCGCACUUUGCAUGGCCCGAGUUGAAGGUGAAGCGACUAGUGGAUACGAAGCCAACAGCUUCAUGGUCCUUUUUGCGAUGUGGUGGUUUCAAGGACGGCGAUUCCCGACAGAAUCCCUCUGUGUCCCACCAGGGCAGCGGGAGAGGAGGGGGUUGCCUCCUCCUCUCCGCCUGACACCCAGGCGACGGGCAAAGGCGGGCACCCUGGUUUGCCUUGGGACGCGAGACCGAAGAAUGGAGCGGUCUUUGUAG
Aspergillus terreus NIH2624 is the source of this 324-nucleotide messenger RNA. RefSeq lists its product as uncharacterized. The coding region runs from base 1 to 324 and encodes 107 amino acids. Lineage: Eukaryota; Fungi; Ascomycota; Eurotiomycetes; Eurotiales; Aspergillaceae. The record is from RefSeq and is a predicted model, not a curated record. The transcript has a single exon.